AUGACUGAUCUCAUUAAGUUGACUGGAAGCGAGUUAAGUCGCAUUAGAAACUCCUGGAUUGAAAUCCAAAGCAACAAUAGGUACCAUAAGGAUGACUUUAUCACAAGGUUAUAUUCCAAUUUGAUGGCAGCAAACCCACAAGUCAAAGAUUUUUUACAAGAAGAAAAUGUCAUUGAAGAGUCUUCUUUGUUCGGGGACUUGUUAAGUUACUCAGUAAUUUAUUUGCACGAUCCAAAAUCAUUGAAUGAAUUUUUAUCUCAGUUUUUUCAGAGCCACCUUCAAUUUGUAAGCAACGCAGUUCGCUAUCUUGAGCCGAUGGGAAAUGCUUUGGUACAAACGUUCAAGCAAUGGCUUGGUAAUGCUAAAUUUAACCUCGAAUUGGAAAACUCCUGGAUAAAACUUUAUCUUUUUAUCGCUAAUACGAUGUUGAAAUAUGACACGGAUGAUGAAUCAAGUGACGCUAAUUCUACAUUCAGUAAGGUUGAAUCUCACGAAGCUCAGGAAGGGCCCCUUGACGAAAUUAAGCCAUUGAACAUUGGAAUACCAAAGGUAAACCAAGAGGUCCAAGAGGUGCCAGAAGUUGAACAAUCUGUGGUUGUUCAUGAGCCUAAAUGCGGGCAGUUAAGCUCAAUAGAAAAUUCAAAUGUCAUUCAGUUUCAAUUGUCACAGAACGAGAAAUAUCGUGGCUUUAGAAGAAGUGUACAAUUCGAUGUCCCAAAUCCAGAACCAAUUUCUGUAAAGGUUCCUAAAUCGACUGGUUUCCAGAAAGUUCAUAGCCCUAUUGGCGCAGAUGCGUUAGAAAAUCUGCCAUCCGUAAUAAGCAAAGAUGCUAAGUUCGAUCCCAGAAAGCUGAGAAGAAGCAUUUCUCCUCCUAGUGACGAUGAUCAAGUAAUUCCAGAGAGGCUGAGAAGCAGAACACCUUCUGUGCCUGUGAAUGAUGUUGAACCAGUACUUACACCCCGUUCACACAAGAGAAAUUCUAGCCUUUCUCAAAUAUCAUUGCAUGAUGAGGGUGAAUCUCAUAUCAACUCCCCAAUUGGUGUUAGGAAAAAGAAGUUUGAUAAGCCAUCCAGGUUGAUUAUCGAUACUUCAGAUGACGAAUUUGAUGAUGACAAGGAAAAAGGUUUCGGUUUCGAUCCCCGCAGAAAGUCAAUGAAAAAAUAUUCAUUCCCAGGAGUGUUCACAGAGGAUUCUGAUCUUGAAGAGAAUAAUCUACAAAAUCUUGAGAAAAACGAUUUCAAGAACGCAGAUAAUGAAGAAAUAUCAUUCUCUUCAAAUGCACGGUCAGAAUACUUGGAAAAUGAAUUUAAGAAUAGUGACAAUGAUUUGGCCUCAACAAAAAGACAAAGUAGAGCACCCGUGUUUGAAGCGACAAGCUUUGGUUUGAAGGGAUUAGAUCCCAUUGCCGAAACUGAGGAUGAUUCAGCUUCAUCCAGAUAUGAAAGUGAUGAAGACAAUAGUCUUACAGAGACAGAAGAGAAGUCCUCUAGUGAUGCAGAUGAAAUGAGUUCUGGCGUCUCCACCUUGUCAUUGCAUAAUAGUGAUUAUAGAUCCUCCAUUAGCUCAGGCAAUGAGGUAUCUUCAGCACUGUCUCCAACGCUUGGUGGUAAAUUACCAGUUCAUCGUGCUAAACAACUUUCUCAAUCUAGUGAAAUAAGCUACAUGAGACCUUUGGGUGAAGCACCUAUGUCAAGACUUUCUUCAUCUAGGUCAUACACUUCUUUGUUAUCGACGAAUUCUCAAAUGGGUCAAAGAGCAUCCUUAGGCUUCAUGAGAAGCAGUUUUGUGUUGAAAAAAGAAAUGGAAAGUUACGGCUAUAAUCUCCCAGAAAAUGUGCUUGCCAAACCUCCCACUAUACCUGCAGCUGUAGCAGAGACCUCGAAGUGUCCUUCUAAGGAAAGCAUUACUUCAUUGGCUUACAACUCUAGCGACGAUGGAUGUUUCGAUUUACUCAAUUCGUUCAAUUCAUACACGCCUACAAAUGGGAGAAAAAAUAUCGACCAAAUGCCAAAGAGUAGGAAGUCGUUUCUUUUCAGAACAACCACUAGUUCAUCAAAGAAGGGUUACCCACCAUCUGUCGCAGAACUGUCGACAAGCGUCAGGGAACCAAUAAAGAGAAGAUUCAGUUUCUCUUCCUUGUUCUCGUCAUCCUCUUCCUCAUCUUCCUCAAAAGCCGCUACAAGGACAUCUCAUUCACUGAAAAAGCCAUCGAGAUCGUCUUUGGCUUCACAAUCAGUAAGUGAUGUGACAUCCGUCGCAUCAGUACUGAGUGGAAGGUCCUUAAUCUCAGGAUUCUCCUUCUUGUCUAGAAGGAAGUCUCUGGUUGAUAGCAGGUCACAACGGGACGCAAAGAAGGGAAAGUACGCAAUAAAAUCAUCAGCACACAAGGUGCUUUUCACUAAGGUUGCUUGA
Priceomyces carsonii is the source of this 2412-nucleotide messenger RNA. RefSeq lists its product as uncharacterized. The transcript has a single exon. Gene Ontology annotation, molecular function: oxygen binding; nitric oxide dioxygenase [NAD(P)H] activity; FAD binding. The record is from RefSeq and is a predicted model, not a curated record. The coding region runs from base 1 to 2412 and encodes 803 amino acids. NCBI's taxonomy places the organism in Eukaryota, Fungi, Ascomycota, Pichiomycetes, Serinales, Debaryomycetaceae. Gene Ontology annotation, biological process: cellular response to nitrosative stress; nitric oxide catabolic process. Gene Ontology annotation, cellular component: intracellular anatomical structure.